AGCACGUGUACGGUAGCGCAGCACCAAAACUGGUUGGCUCGGUUGAUUCUUGUUGUUUCACAACGUUUCCCAUUGCGUUUGUUCGGUUUCGGUACCGUACCUGUGAAGUUCCCAGCACGGAAAGCAGCGAAGCAAAUUGUGCACGGCAAAGGUGCUCCUCGGUGUCAAUUAAUUGUGUCACGUAGUGUAUUGAAUUGGUGUUAGUUUCGGAAAAAAUUGUGUAAAGAAAGUAAAAUAUCAAAACCAGGUGAAAAUUAUUCCCUUUCGCUUGUGUGAGCUUUUGAGAAUCGAAAGUAGUGAGAAAAAUAUCAAACAAGCAAAACAACCCCUUAAAGGAGACAGCUCAUCGAAAAGGAAAACACAGCGGAGUUUAUUAAGCGGAAGCACCCACGGAAGCGUUUCAGUGAUUUUGGGCAUCGAUUAAACAAAACCCAACCUACGACCACACAAAAUGUCCUGGAGAUACGCGUAUUUGACACACUACCGUAACAACGACAAAAUGGCGGAACAAACGACCGGCCGGCAGCUGCAACGGAUCCUUCACUACUCGGUCACACCGUGCCGGCCCAUGCUGGGCCUUCGACGAUCCGAAUGUGCAUUAUAUGACGUUGACUGUGAUGAAGUUUACCCCAGGCUGUACAUCGGCGAUGCCAAUUCAGCUAAGAACAAACAGUAUUUACGGUUGAUCGGUGUAACGCAUGUUCUGAACACGGCGGAAGGAACUCGUUUCGGCCAGGUUGACACGGGACACAGUUACUAUCGAGAUAUGUCCGGUAUCAGGUGUACCUUUAGGUAUAUGGGCUUUCCGAUGAUUGACCAGCCGACGACAGACAUCAGCCGGUACUUCUACAUCGCCUCCAAGUUCAUCGAGAAUGGUAUCAACAGUGGCGGCAAAGUGUUGGUCCACUGUAUGAUGGGUAUGUCCCGAUCGGCAACCUGCGUCCUGGCGUACCUAAUGAUCGCUCGCAAAAUGACAGCCGCCGAAGCGAUCCGCACCGUGCGGAUGCAUCGGGACAUUCGUCCGAACGAGGGCUUCCUACAGCAGCUGGCCGAUCUUGACAACGAGCUGAAGCGUGACCGGCUGUACUAUUGACUCGAGUGUGGACAGCGCUUCAGAAAGAAAUAAUGCCGAUUAUAUUAAUCCAAACACGGUCGGACGGAGACGGGCAGGCGCAGAAAUAGUGGGAACAGCUCUAACCAAACAGCACUCACGGACAUAAUCACGUUCGGUGUGAACUAAUCUCUAACUCAUCAGACACAACGCUAUUUUAACUCUCAUGUACUCAGCGUUCAGCGACCAUAAACACAACACGGGUUGUGCGAAAGCUUGUUAAACAUGUUGGUCCCUUUUUUUUACGUAAAAUCAGCGCUCUAGCGUAGGUUUCCAAGGUGCUCGACAACGGAUGGCAGCUAGUCGGUGGGCAAUAUUGUGAUUUUUAUCGGGGGGUGAAUACUUAUAGUGGGACACUCCAACAUCCAUUCCGAAUUUCUGAGUAAAAGAACUAUUUCGAGUACUACAUCGCCCAGCUAAGAAUUGCGGAGAGUUAAAUAGCGACGCACACAAGAU
Anopheles moucheti is the source of this 1567-nucleotide messenger RNA. RefSeq names its product dual specificity protein phosphatase 3. Gene Ontology annotation, cellular component: cytoplasm. Gene Ontology annotation, molecular function: MAP kinase phosphatase activity; protein tyrosine/serine/threonine phosphatase activity. Gene Ontology annotation, biological process: negative regulation of MAPK cascade; protein dephosphorylation. The transcript is spliced from 5 exons. The coding region runs from base 452 to 1093 and encodes 213 amino acids. The record is from RefSeq and is a predicted model, not a curated record. NCBI's taxonomy places the organism in Eukaryota, Metazoa, Arthropoda, Insecta, Diptera, Culicidae.